Messenger RNA from Orcinus orca (killer whale), 9044 nucleotides. It is a transcript of the gene KCNIP2, whose product is annotated as potassium voltage-gated channel interacting protein 2. The coding region runs from base 6574 to 7425 and encodes 283 amino acids. Lineage: Eukaryota; Metazoa; Chordata; Mammalia; Artiodactyla; Delphinidae. The record is from RefSeq and is a predicted model, not a curated record. Gene Ontology annotation, biological process: regulation of potassium ion transmembrane transport. Gene Ontology annotation, molecular function: potassium channel regulator activity; calcium ion binding. Gene Ontology annotation, cellular component: voltage-gated potassium channel complex. The transcript has 9 exons.
GUGUUGGGACCUGGCUGGCCAAGUCCUGAGCUCGGGUCCCGGCCUGGGAUCUCCGGAGUUGCGUCCCUCCGGCCAUAAAUAUCGUUCCCGGACUGGCGCGCCCCCGUGUGGUUUUAGAGGAGCCAUGCUUGCGGAGCUGAUUCCAGAUGAGGAUGUUGCCAAAUCAAGUGGCAAGGUUCCAUGGAGUUCAGGGGUGACUCUCGCCUCGUAAAUGUAGGAUUUUCAGCCAAAAAUACGGGAUCCCAGUCGGAAGAGUGGGAUCCCCAUAGGCUCUGUCAGAAGUUUAAAGGCGUUAGUGGGUCCUGGAAGGGUUUACUUUGGGUAUAACCAGAUAGGGAUGAGUCCAGGGCCAGGACUGUGGGUAGGGGGGCUUCUCCUCGAUGCAUCUGGCUGACAAUCGGCAUAUGAGGGGAGAGUGUGAACCCGCCGCACCAGGACACAGGGACACAAAACAGUUACAAGAAAAAGAUAUUCAGAGCCAGAAGACAGACCAGUAGGGGCACGUCCCUGCAGCCCCUUUGUCACUCCAAUACACUGGUCAGUUCCUCCUCUUCCCUCCUACUCUCGCGCCCAUUGGUCCAGGAAGUAUGGAAGUGUGGGGAGUUGCCAUGACAACUAGGUCGUCUAAACCCCUUCGCAUCUUUGUGUCAAAAUGGGAAGAGGAGGGGUGUGACAGGCAGAGAAUGAGGGGAUGAAGCGAGGCAAUGAAAGAUAAUGUUCAUUCCCUCCCCAGCUCAUUUUUCAAAAACCGCGGGUGCCCCCUUCCCCACCGGAAAUUCAGAAAAUAUUCCCAGAGAAGGCUGUGAGGGAGAGUCCGUGCCGCCCAUCCCCCCCGGCCCCGCCCCGCCCGAGUCUGGGAAUUUGGGGGGCGGGUGCUUCAGGCGCUGAGGCCAGGGUGAGUUCCCCUCGUGUGGCCGGGAGAAGACGGGAAGCGGAACGAGGCUCUAUUGCCUGAGAUCCUGGUCCUAUGGGUCCGGCCCUCCCGCGCCGCCCACGCAGGGCCCACUCCGUUGGCGGCGGAGAUCAGAACGCCCCGGGCCUUGGGGGCGGAGCUUGACCUCUGUGCUCACCGCAGGACCAUGAACAGAUGCCCCCGCAGGUUCCGGAGCCCGUUGGGGCAGGCAGCGCGAUCCCUCUACCAGCUGGUGACUGGGUCGCUGUCGCCAGGUAUGAGGAAGGGAGGAAAGGGCUGGACCCCUCAAAAAGUAAGCGAAGUGGGAUAGGAGCCUUACAGAGGUGGGGAGAGAAAGGGCCCCUCACAGAGAUGGAAGGGGCAGGAUCCUUCAAAGAAAAGAGUUUAAAAGGCAAGACUCCGACAGAAGUGGAGCUUGGGAUAGGGUCCCUUAAAGAGAAGGUGAAGGACAUAGGGGUCUUCAAAGAGGAAAGGAGAAGGGGCAUCAUCGUCCCUCACAAUGGUGGAAGAGGGGGCAGGGCUCCUUACUGAGAGCAGAGGUGGGGGCCUCAAGAAGGUGGAUGUAAGGGGCAAGGCCCCUCACAGGGAUGAAGGGAGGAAGCUUGCAGCAGAGCAGGGAAAAGGCAAAGCUCUUUACUGAAUUGCUUAGUUUAAUGGGAUCUUAAGAUGACUAGGGGCAGUGUGCAGAAGGAAAAAAUCCUGAGGUGGGACUGGACCAACAUGAACUCAGCUAGUGAGUUUAUGCAUGAUGGAUGGAUAGACUUGUGUGGCGUAAGGAUUGUAUGUCACCGUUUUGUCUAUCUCUGGGAGUCUGUAUUAAGGGGGUUUGUGCCUCAAUGGGGUUGUGAUCACUGGGGCUGUGCACCCCUAGGGUUACGUAUCCCUGGAAUUCUGUGACACUAAGACUGCAUGUACCUGGAGUUCUAUGCUUUAGAGUUGGGUUGGGGGUUCCUGAGUCACACUAAGUUAGCUGUAUAGACUUCAUAAGGUUGUACCUUGGUGUGGGAUUUGUUCAAUUUAUGACAUGGAUUGUGGGUGUCAUAUCAUGGCACUGCUGAGAUUAUGCACACCUCCACUUGGGUUUCCUUAGAGCUGCCUGGGCAGGGCCCACAGAACCCAGCAACUCCUCCCCACCUGACCUGGGGAGACCGAAACAUCCUAGCCUGGUGGCAUUCUGGGAUCUGUAGUUCUCUGGCUGUCUGCACAGUAUCCCCUUGAGCCCCUGGAGUAUAAGCAGGCCUCUCCUUACAAUGUGCUCCCAGAAGGAGAGGAGAUGGGGCUGAGCCAAAGCCAUGCUUGGAUGUCUCUUGGGAAGCAUGUGUCCUCCAAGCCCCCUGCUUGGGCCUGUCUCAAGUGACAGAUGGCUGGAGCCAGGCGGGGCCAGCUCUCAAUCAUAGCAGGCGUGACUUCCAGGCCCUAAAAUAGCCCCAGGGCCUAAGGAGAUCAUUAAUUACCUGAUGCAGCUGGGGGCUGCUCUGUCUUCUGGCCUGGUUGGGGAUGGAGUGGGGCUGGAGGGCUGACAGAGGGUCUUUACUGGUUGGGUUCUUCACUAGGGGAGCAAGGGCAGACGGGAAAGUGGGACAGUUACAUACUAUGGGCCCCCUUCAUUAGGCAGUAUUUCUCUGGGUUUGAACUUCGGGAGGUAAAUAACUAAAUGAUAGGUGUAUCUCCGUGGUGAGAUUUGAGGGAUCUAAGGGAGGGCUCACUUAAUGCUUCAAGAUAGUUUUCCCUUCAGCCUUCACUAUGCCUGAAGUAUUUUCAUUAAGACUUCACUCCUCUGGGUGAAGAGCAAGGUGGCACAGGGAUGCUUGGGGAGGACAGACCUGGGCAACUUUCUCACAGAGCCCAGAGACUUGAGAGGUCUCUGAGUGGGGGUGGGGGGUGGGGAGAGAGCCUGAAAAACAACUUGCUCUUUCACUUCUAUCAGAUCCUCUCACCAGAGGCCUGGUUGAUUUAGGACCUUGAGUCCUGUGAGGCUGGGUCAAGGUCUCUGAAGGUUGAGGGUGAGGGUGAGAGAAGGAAGAGGAGGAUCUGCAGACAGGGCAACCGGCUAAACGGUUGUCAAUCUGUUCAUCUGUGAAUCAGCAGCAGAGAGCAAGGAGAUGCUGCUGUUCUGCCUCUUUCCAAUCAAAUAGCCUGGCUUGGCAUUCAAGGCUCCAUGGAAUCUGCCCCUUUCUGGUCUUAUCACUCAUAUCUACCCCAAUACCAACUAAGCUGCAGUCACUCAGGAUUCCUUGACACCUCCACACACGUUGGAGAGACAGCCUGAGGGAGCUGGCAGAUCACUGGUUCUGGUUCAAGUCUCGAUCUAUCCUUUAUCAUCUGUGUUAUCUUGGGACAAUCACUUCUCUGAGCUUCAGUUCCUUCAUCUGCAAAAUGGGUAUACUGCUACUCAAUCUGACCAUUUCAGCUGUAAACACAGGAAUAAUAGACCCUACCUCUCAGGUCUAUUAUGAGGACUAAAUGAGAUAACAUGUGUAAAAUAUCAAGGACACAAAACAUGCUCAAUAAAUGUUGGUCCCUUUGUUAAGGCAGACUGUUGACAGUUUAGCCAUCCUUUAAGAACCAGCUCAAAAAAUACCCUCUCCAGGUUUUUCCUGGGCUCCCAGUUAGAAGACUAGAGCUCAUUUCAUGAGCUUCGAACAGUUCCUACCACAUAGUAGGCACACAACAAAUAUUUUUUGAAUGAGUAGAUACCUUAUAGUUCUGUCAGUGGGCUGUCUCUCCCUGCCCAGGAGAGCCAGAACCCUGUUUGGUUCACCUUUGUUCCACAGGCACCAGCUCAGAGCCUGGCAUUCAAUUUGUAUAGGUGCAAUUUUUUAACAUCUUUGCCCUCUAGGAGCUUGGAAUCUAAUUGAGGAAACAGGACUGAUCCAGAAAGACCUGAGUUCAAAUUUGCAACAUCUCCUCUUAGCUAGGUGACCUUGAGCAAGUUCCUUUACCUUUCUGGGCCUCAUUUACCUCAUCAGUGAAAUGGGCACAAUACUUUUCACUCUGCCUACCUCAUGGGGUUGUCAUGAGAAGACAUGGAAAUAACAGUGUUUGUGGAAAUGCUUUGUAAAUUGCUAAGAUAUGUAAGGGGGGAAUAUAAUAUUAUUAAUAGUGGCAGUAAACAAUUAUAAGCAAUUACUCUGUGCUAGGAAUUAUUCUAACAGCUUUCCGUGUAUUAGUUCAUUUAGGAGGGCCUAGCAACCAUAUGAGGUAGGAAACCGUGGCACAGAGAGAUUAAGAACUUUCCCAGUUAAUUCCAAGGGGCAGAGCUGGGAUUUGAACCCAGGGAGUCUGGCACCCUGGCCCACACUGUUACCUACCAUGCUAUGCUGCCUCCUUUUACUGUUCCCACUGAUAACAUUACAGACUUAGGUGCUGAGUUUUGAGGGCCCAAUGGGCUACCGUAGAAUUUCAGGUAGCUGGGAGCCUGCUGAGGGCUGGAGGCUCUGAAGGGAAGGGAAUUUAAGCUGUCUCUAAAGGACAGGUAAGAACUGUAGAAUAGGAGAGCAAAAGGGAGUUCAUUCCAGGCAGAGGGAGUAGCAGGAGCAAAGCCACAGAGAUAGCACUGGGUUUGGUGUGUUUGGGGGACAGUGAGGAGGCGAAACUGGCUCAAAAAAACGUAUCUGCCGAUGAGGGUGCGGGAAGGGUAUUAAAUCCCAGGCAUGGAUUUUGGACGGUGAGAGGGAGAUGCUUGCUCAUUUCAUCUGUAAACCUGUAACCUCCAAAGGUGUGAGAAGCCAAAAACAGUCCCUGAGUUGACUUCUUCCUGGGGGAGAGAGGGGGGACAAGCAGAGGACCAAGCCUGCCGGAGGCAUACCCUCCUUCCCAAGGAUGUUGGAAGGGUCGGUGGAGAGGGAAGGGGUAAGAUACGGUGUGAGAUGAAUGCCUGGCCCCCCAGUGGUGGCCAUGUAGAACUGCAGAUCCGUGAACCUCAAAUGAAGCAGUAGGGACUAGCCCCCAUCCCCACCCCCACCCCACAAUUGAGGCUGAAACACAUCCCAGAGCUGGACGAGGUGGCAAGGGUCCCUUGGGUUAAUCCCCCUAAACUGGGCCUCCUGUGUGAGCAAGCCGUCUAUGAAAGGAGCCAGUGUAGCGUGGUGGUUUAGAGCACAGGCUGAGUCAGGCUGGGUUAAAAUUGAGCUCUGACACUUAUUGAUCUUGGAGAUUUUCUUAAGCUACUUUUGUCUAGUUUUCCUACCCAUAACGUGGGGAUAACAGUACCUCCUUCAUAGGCUUAUUGUGAAAAUUCAAUGUGAUAAUGUCUGUAAGCACAUAGCACAUUAUCUAGCACAUACUGAGUGCUCAAUCCCUAGCCAGCUGUGGCAGUAACCCAGAGGCUCUUAUCUGCUGGCUCCCUGGUUCUGCAAGCCUCUCCCCACCCCACUACAGACACCACCGCCGCCAUCACCACCACUUUGAGGGAGACUGGAAGACGGGGGAGGGGCUCCAGGAAUACAGCGGGGCUGUGUGGCUCCCUUGGAAGGUUCAGAUUUCCCUCCUACUCUGGGUUUCUCCAUCAGCUCAGUAAAGAUUCCCAAAGAACAGGGAGGGUUUUGGCAGCUCCUGGGUGAGGCCCCUGCCAGGUGGAAAGGAAGAGCACAUCCCUCCUCUCCCAAGGAGCUUGAUUCUCUGGGUCCCAAACGCAGCUGCAAUAAGUCCCCUCCCCAAAGGGUCAUGAUAGGGCUAAGGGGCUGUUUCCUGCCCAGGCUACUGGACCUAAUCCUCCCUCCCUUGAGCCUCAGUUUCCCUGUGGCCUGUGGGAAGAGAGUGCUUCCCGCCUCUCAGUCUCCAUGACAACCGCAAUGGAUGGUGGUGGUGUCCUCCUGACUGGAGAGGUCACCACCUUCUCCUCCCUUAUAUUCUCAUACACUUUCAUGCAGAUACAAUUACACAACCACCAUAGACCCAUACUCCUAAUUAUAUGACACAUCCAUACUACCAAUCUUCAGACCCACAUGCCACAACCCUGCUAAAAUACAGAUACCUCACACCCCAUACACACUCAGAAAUACUCCAAUACACUCUCACACACACACCCCACAGACACCCAGGUUACAUACCCAUAUACACCACACACACCGCUAAGACAGGUGCACAAUCAUGUGUAAACACACACACAGACACACGUAAGAGGAGGUACACAUACUCUCCAUACACAUACAGGAAUAUACACACAAGAAAACACUCAGACACCCAUAACAUAUUCUGACUCACACAUCUAUUACUUAUGCAUGGGCAGCUCCUAGUUUCACACACACACACACCCUGCCCUUCCCUGCCUUCUCUCUAAGCACAGGUCUUCUCUCUGCCCCCUCUCUUUGGUACAGAGUAGCCACAGGCUGUCUGAGGGAAGCUGUCUCAGGGGCAGAGGCAGGGCACUGCCCCCCUUCUGUGGUCUGGCCUGGCCCAUAGCCUUCACACCAAAAGCUCUGGAGGAGAUACCAAUCCAUAGGCAGGAGUGGCCCCGUGAAGAGGAAGAGGCUGUGGCUUGGAGGCUGUGGCUGGGAGGCCUGUGGGGAGGCGGGGGGAGGGGGAGAGGGAGGAGAUCCGGGGAGCGAGAGGGGGAGGGAGACUGCGGGCAGUCCUACUCAGGCUGGGGAGCCUGAGGGGGAGGAAGUGUGAGAAGGGAGGGCCAGCCUCAGCCUGUGGGGCCAUGCCCCCGGCCCACCAUGAACCUGGAAGGGCUGGAGAUGGUCGCUGUGCUUGUGGUCCUCGCCCUGUUUGUCAAGGUGCUGGAGCAGUUUGGCCUCUUUGAGCCUGUCUCCUUGGAAGGCCACCCUCCAGGGCCCACUAAAAAAGCGCUGAAGCAGCGGUUCCUCAAGCUGCUGCCUUGCUGCGGGCCCCAAGCCCUGCCCUCAGUCAGUGAAACAUUAGCCGCCCCAGCCUCCCUCCGCCCCCACAGACCCCGCCCGCUGGACCCAGACAGCGUGGAGGAUGAGUUUGAACUGUCCACCGUGUGUCACCGGCCCGAGGGUCUGGAGCAGCUGCAGGAGCAAACCAAGUUCACGCGCAAAGAGCUACAGGUCCUGUACCGGGGUUUCAAAAACGAAUGUCCCAGCGGAAUUGUCAAUGAGGAGAACUUCAAGCAGAUUUAUUCCCAGUUCUUUCCUCAAGGAGACUCCAGCACAUAUGCCACUUUUCUCUUCAAUGCCUUUGACACCAACCAUGAUGGCUCAGUCAGUUUUGAGGACUUUGUGGCUGGUUUGUCAGUGAUUCUUCGGGGAACCACAGAUGACAGGCUGAACUGGGCUUUCAACCUGUAUGACCUCAACAAGGAUGGCUGCAUCACCAAGGAGGAAAUGCUUGAUAUCAUGAAGUCCAUCUAUGACAUGAUGGGCAAGUAUACAUAUCCUGCACUCCGGGAGGAGGCCCCAAGGGAACACGUGGAGAGCUUCUUCCAGAAGAUGGACAGGAACAAAGAUGGCGUGGUGACUAUUGAGGAAUUCAUUGAAUCUUGUCAAAAGGUACAGGGCCCUGCCCUCUACAUUUCCCUGGUUUGGACUCAGGGCCUGAUUCAAUGAUGUAAGAGAAGGCUCCUUUGGGCAGAGUACUAUUUCCCUAACUCACCGCUACCUCUGAAUGUUUUUCCUUCAUAACUUGGGGAGGCCUGUCCCUUCGCCACCUCUCUGGGUGUCUCCUUCCUCACUGCCUCUCUCUGUCUCUGAAUGUCCCCAUUUCUGAGUCAGUGUCCUUCUCCCUGUCUCUGAUAAGCUCUUUUUCUUUCUCUCCAAUCUGCCUCUCUCCCACCAUGGCUACAGGACGAGAACAUCAUGAGGUCCAUGCAGCUCUUUGACAAUGUCAUCUAGCUCCCCAGGAGAGGGGGGUCAGUUGUCCUGGGGGGACCAUGCUGUAGCCCUAGUCCAGGUGGACCUCACCCUUCUCUUCCCAGGUCUGUCCUCAUCCUAGCUCUACCCUGGGGGCUAUAGGAAUCCAAGAGCCUGGGGAUUCAGUGGUUCAGAUUGCUGGAGCUGAGGGGGCUAUAGAGUGGGCAGAGUGUAUCUGUGGGGUGUUCCCAACUCCCAACAGCUCCCCCUUCCCGUCUGAAACUCAGUGCUGAGGGUGCCCCUGCUACAGGAAUUGAGUGGUCCUCCCCCUUCCACUCCCACUUGAGAAACCACAAUGCUAGACAAAAUGUCUCCUGCUAUGGUGCUUCCCCCAUCCCUGAUCUCAUAACCAUUUCCCCUAAGACCCCCUUAACAGAAAGGCUGUUCUGUCAUUGGCACUGACUGGCCUUUCAGACCAGGGCCUUUGAGAGCCCUGUAGGAGGUGGACAAGAAUGUAGAGGGAGUAAUCUUGGGCCUGAGCCAGUGCUUAGGUCCUAGGAGGUAGCUGGGUUAGAGAACAGAAGGGCCUGGGGAUUAUCAGUGAGAGCAUGCCAGGCUAUAGCUUUCAGCUCUACAGGUCUGCCAUUCAAAGCUGUCAGAAUAUUAAUUUCCAGGCUCUUCAGAAGACCUUGUUUCCUUGGAAAUACCCCAGAAAAUUUCCAAGUAUCCCAGGAGAGUCUGGGAUCCUGGUGUUUGGCUCAUUCCCUCCUCUCCUCCCUUCCUGUUUGUGUAGUGGUGGUGGCAGCGGGGGGAAGAUAGGUGGGAGCUGUCUUGGCUGAUACCUGCCAAAGUUUCAGCCUACCCUCUCUGAUGGCUACAACUUAAGUUUUCAUUUGCCAUUUCCUCUCGACUUGGAGGCACAGAGUAAGUCAGGGACAACACAGUGGAUGCCUUAGAAGAAAAAGGAAGGAAGGAGGCGGGCAUAGAUUUGAACCCAGUGUGGGGGCAUUUAUUAGACUCUGUGAUAUACCCAGGCUCUAUUCCUGCCCCCCAACAUAGCCUCCUAAUUGCCCACCCAGAGUCUCCUCUUGCUCUAUUCAAUCUACCCAGAGAUGCCCCUGAGCACACCUUGAAGGCAGGAACAUUAGGACCCAGGUCCCACCUCACUGUCAGCACAUCUGCCGUGCCGCCACCCCUUAAUAUAUCUGCUUGUCCCGUUUAGCUCACUCUCCCAGUCAGCUGUGAUCUGAGGGGAGGGUCCCCAGGGAGCCCCCUUUCCUAUCAGAACACUGUUGACUGCUUUGCAUUUUUGGUUCCUCUGUAAUUUUUGUAAAAUAAGAAGUACACCGGAUCCAAUAAAACACAAUGGCUAUGCA